CCACUAGCCGUCAAGUGUUCGUCGAGGAUACUCCAAAAAUUAUUAUUGUAACGCGAGUCCUCACUUAUAAAUAUCGAAAAAAAUAACAAACAUCUUCAACACACUCGAGACUUAUAAAUAAUUUACAAAACAUUUCAACAAAAUUAUAUCACUCCUUUAUUACAAGUGAAGAACAAAAAUACAUUCACUUUUUAAUUUUUAAAUUGAUAACGUGUUUGUGUAUUGAGUGAAGUGAUUUUCAAAAAACCAGUGAUUUUUUACAAGUGAAAAAAGAAGAAAAAAAAAUUGUGCUCUAAUUUUAUUUUGAAUGCAACUAUUACUUUAAUUUAAUAUUUUUAUAAAAUUAUGCGCUAGUGUAAUUUAUAAAAAUUUAUCAAUAAUUAAUACAAACAUAUAUUUAUUUAUUGACUAUUGAUAACAUAUAAACAAUGAGUGAUAAAAAUAAAAUAUUACCGUGGCAUUUAUUGCCGUAUCCGGCGAAUAUUUUGAAUCAUUGGUACAACCAAAUAGCUUUAAAUUCAAGAUUUUUUGAGAGUAUCAAAACACCAGUGGCCUCGAGAACAGGAUUUCAAAUAAGUGAUAUAUUGGAUUUGAAUGAAGCGAAACCGACGGCACAAGAUGAUAGUCACACGACAACAAUUCUUCCAAAUAGUGAUGUAUCGUUGACUUAUCAACAACUUUUAGAACACGCAGUACAGCAUGGAAAUUUGACUCGAAAUUCGUUACCACCCCCGCCACCCCCAACGACAUUGCCACCACCUGGACUUUUAGGAUGGCCGACGGGACCAAUUUUGCCAGUGUCAGUACCCCAAACAUUAGCUGAAAUGACUGUUCAUCAACAGCAGCAGCAGCAACAGCAACAACCCGACUCGACUAGUCCAACAAUAUCCGACUUAUCAUUUCCAUCAUCGCAGCCAGACAACGGAAACGACUCGUCCAAAGACGAAGAACAAGAUUUCGAAGAAGUCGAAGAACCGACGGAUGAUCACAAUGACGACAAAUCCUCGUCAUCGCGAACCCACGAACUCAAUGAUCAUCAUAGCGGCCAUUGCGGCAAAAAACAGCGUAAACGUAGGGUACUAUUUUCCAAGGCACAAACUUAUGAAUUGGAACGGCGAUUUCGUCAGCAGAGGUAUCUGAGUGCACCGGAACGUGAACAUCUAGCCUCGAUAAUACAGCUAACUCCGACGCAGGUCAAAAUUUGGUUCCAAAACCACAGGUAUAAAACGAAACGCGCCCAAAAUGAACGCGUGGAAGCGGGUGCUAGUGGAUGUUCACCCCGCAGAGUUGCGGUACCGGUACUAGUAAGAGAUGGAAAACCCUGUCAGUCGAAAUUAGUCGAAUCGACGUAUUCGGGCAGUGGUCAAGUUACCAUGGCUUCGCCGUACAUGCAGAAACCAUUUUGGUGGUGAAAUUUUAUAAUAUUAGUUUAUUAUUUAUUUAUAUGGAGUAUUAAAGAAAAUAAUGAGAAAUAUAUUUUAUGUUUCCGGUGGUGCAAAAAAUAAUUAACAAAGUAGUACUUGUAGUGCGAUUUUAUUGUUAAAUAUUUAAAUUAUUUUAUACGUUUACGAUUUUUUCUUAGCUCUUUUUUCUGCCUGAUGAUCUCUAUUAGAAUUUUAGCUUCCAUUCCGUACCUAGUAGAUUUUUUAUAAAUUUUUUUGAUUUAUCAUAAAAAAAAACUUGAAAUAGUUUACGCAAUAAUUCAAAUUUUUUUUAUAAUCGCAUCAUAAAGUUCUUGGAAAAAUAUUCUAAUUUGUAGAAAUGUCGAAAAAAAAAUAAUCAAAAUUAUAAUUAAAUAAUUUGUUACAAAAAUAUUUACUAGUGACAUUUUUACGGAGGAUAUUUUUACACGAAUUUUGAAAUCCUAAGACAAUAAUUUUUUUUGUCAUAUGUUUAUGAAUUUAAAAAAAAAAUUUGAACUUUGAUUGUUUUGGAGUUGAAAAACUUUUCAAUUCUAGAGUUUCUCAGACAAAUGGUCCAGUAAAUUUUUAACGCACAAAUUUUUGUAGUGAAACGCAGUUUUUUUGAAAAUAGUUUUGAAUUUUAAAUCUCUGGAUACCGCCACUAAAAAUUUUUCAAUGAAUUUUACCUCCAAUAUUUUGUCAUCCUUCCAAAAAUCGUCUGGAUUUUUUUUCUGAAAAACGCGACCGUGGGAUUUUGUUGCCACCAUAAAAAUCUUAAAUUAAUUUCCAAUGGAAAGUAAAUAAAAAAUUAAUUAAAUUAAUGGAAACUGUCUCUAUCUACUAAGAUACUUUGAAAUAUCAAUCUUCUUUCUAAUAAUGAAAUAUAUAAAAACUACAUUCUUAUGUAGCCUUGUACAAAUAAAUCAUAAGAAAGAGUAAGAAAGUGAUCGAAAAAAAUUAAAUAAAAUUCCAAAUGGAGUAAAAAAUAUAUUUACGUAAAUACUAAGGUUAGAAUACAAUUAUUUGUGAAGAGAUUUACAACUAAAAAAAUUUCCAUAAAUAUUGAAAAAAAAAUUCCACGUAUCUUUCACUGCAAUUUUUAUUAAUUUUACUACGUUAAGUAUUUAUUGUAUCAGAUUGUAUAUAUGUACAUUGUGUAUAAUAAUAGUGAAGAAAAAAAAAUAUAUAUAUAUAAUAUAUAACCGCAGAAGC
Molecule: messenger RNA, 2615 nt
Organism: Microplitis mediator
Lineage: Eukaryota; Metazoa; Arthropoda; Insecta; Hymenoptera; Braconidae
Product: homeobox protein Nkx-2.5-like
Exons: 4
Coding region: 429-1412 (327 amino acids)
Biological process (GO): regulation of transcription by RNA polymerase II; cell differentiation
Cellular component (GO): nucleus
Molecular function (GO): RNA polymerase II cis-regulatory region sequence-specific DNA binding; DNA-binding transcription factor activity, RNA polymerase II-specific
Source: RefSeq, a predicted model, not a curated record